Molecule: messenger RNA, 2724 nt
Organism: Paralichthys olivaceus (Japanese flounder)
Lineage: Eukaryota; Metazoa; Chordata; Actinopteri; Pleuronectiformes; Paralichthyidae
Product: LIM domain transcription factor LMO4.1-like
Source: RefSeq, a predicted model, not a curated record
CCAACGUGUGACGUCACGGUGGGUUGCCACUUUGUUCUGAACGCGUCCUGAUCGCUGAGAGCGCGUCCUCGCAAGAACAGCUCUGAGCAGGAGACAGAAGAGGAGAGGGGACCGAACAGCGGACAGGGACGACACCAGGACUCCUCAGAGAAGUGACUGUCUGUCAGCCACUGACACUGGCGCGUGGAUUACAACAGCUGCAAAGUUUACGGCUAUUCUUGCAACAUCUGGCUGCUUCCCGGGCUUCAGCAGAACAUUCGAUCCAGCACCAUAAAUCCACCGCACAGCAGAAAAGGGAGUUCCAGAGCCUCGGGGCCCUGACAGACAAAGCCUGGUCACCUUUAGUAGCCAGCCUUGACCUAGGGACAGCCAACAAGGACAGGCUGACCGAUCUUAGGUGCAACUAGGAUUGUAGGGAGUCAAGAGGUGCGAAAUGUUGCUAUGGUGAACAAUAGAGUGGAGGUGCCUGCUGUUGCAGUGAUGGGCAGUGGCGUGGGAACAGCAGGCAGAUCGUGUGCAGGAUGUGGAAGUCGAAUCGCAGACCGCUUCCUGCUCUUCUCCAUGGAGCGAUACUGGCACACGCGCUGCCUCAAGUGCUCGUGCUGCCACGCUCAGCUGGGCGAGUACAGCAGCACCUGUUACAGCAAAGGAGGCAUGAUUCUUUGUAAGAAUGACUACAUCAGGCUGUUUGGACACAGUGGUGCCUGUAGUGCUUGUGGACAGUCUAUACCUGCCAGUGAGAUGGUGAUGCGAGCGCAAGGCAGCGUUUACCACCUUAAAUGUUUUACCUGUGCGACCUGUAGAAACCGCCUGGUCCCAGGUGAUCGUUUUCACUACGUCAAUGGGACUAUCUUCUGUGAGCAUGACCGACCAGGGGGAGGUCUGCACAGUGGACACCCAACUUCACUGCAGCCCAACAGCAUGAUGUCUGAUCAGAAGGUGUGCUGAGGAAGAGGAUGGAAAAACCAAAUGUGUGCCUUCUCCUCCACCUUCCUCCUCCGUCACUUCUUCACCCUCCUUCACACUGUGAAUCCUGCCAUUGGCAGACCUUCCACCAUCCUGAUGGACAUUUACUCCACAGUCUGGAUUUAUACUGGUUUAGGUUUCAGCUUUCCAGCAGCAACUGACUUGUCUGUAUAGGUGGACUGUGAAUCUGGACAUGUACUAUGUGCUGUUAGAAGUUGGAAAUUAUUUAUAUGUUAGGCUGUUUAUUGUGAACUGUGAGUGGUAAGAACUGUCAUGGUAAAUGGUGGAGAAAUUGAAGCCUUAUAACUCAACGUGACUCCUGUAGGAGGUGAAUUUGUUUUAUCCAAAAUAACAGACCACACUUGUACUUUGACCAGUUUUGGGUUUGUUUUGAUUUGUGAGUUGUGAUUCCAACUACCGGAUGUUUCCCUCCACACACAAGAGAAGCCGUUUUCAGACAUGAACUCCAAGAGAGAUGAAGCUAUUGAUUCAUCCCAAUCAAUAAUUUAACUAUUUCUGGAAGGUAAAAACUUCUAACUUUGGAAUAUUUGCUUUUGAAAAUUGUUAUCACCACCUGGAUGGAUUACAAUGAAAUGUAGAUCAGACACCCAUGUUCCCCUCAGGAUGAAUUGUCAUAGCUUUCAUGUUCUGGCUUUUCGCAUCAUAAGGUCAAAUUUAGUUUAAAAAAUACAUUUUAAUUUCCCAUCAGCCUCAAAUUUACUUGAAUUCAUAUGUCAGUAAUCUGAAGCAAGCUAACUACAAGGUAAACAUUACCCUCUAUUUUGUAUUUCAUUGUUCUAUGCUUUAUUUACCCAAAAGCCUGUGAUCUCAAUAAUUAAGCCUUUUGGAAAAAUUAACUUUGCUCACAAUUAUUCAGUGGAUGUACACAGUGAUUCAUAAGUGUGGUAGCAAAGCAUCUACAGAAGUAAAGGCUAAGAAGGUCAAGGCUGUCUCUCCAUAUGAAUGUCUUUCUUUGUAUACUUCAUUAUAAUGUACCCUCUUUUCUUCAGGUGUUGAUGAAAGUUCAUCAUUGAUGCAUUUAAAUUUAUACAGUGUUUAUAAUUGUGUUUUGAAAGAUUGUUCCAAAAGAGAUUUAGCAGCAGUCACAUGUGCUGUAUACUCUAAAUGUUCAUUGCUGUGCAAAUCAAGUCUUUACUUUUAAAACUACUGUUCAUAGUUUGAGUAAGAGUGAAGGAUGAUUGAGAUGAAAUGUUUAAGUGCACUAAUAACCUGCUGAAUUGUGUGCUACACUAUAUGAAACAUAUAUGAUGUUGUGUUUUCUUUUUCAAUUAAGUCAAACGUAUUGCUCCAAACUGUGCAUGGAAAGAAAAUGAGACCUCUCAGAAGAGCUGUCUUAUGUGUGAUAAGGAUGAUUUGGCUAAAGCUACAGUGAGAGUUACAGAUAGCUGCUUCAGACUGAGGAGUAAGUAAGGAAGGCUUUGGGUUCUCAGACAAACGUGGCUGAUUACCCACAGGAAUGGGAUUUCAAAGGCCUGAGCCGAGGCCAUUACAGAAGCAAUUAAAGUGGGAUGCGCUGGAGGCCUGCAUCGGCUUUAGCUGCACUCCAGUAUUUCAGCCUAAUGAGGCCUAAUCUGGUGAGGUGGUCUAAUUAAAAGGUACGGAGUGCUUUCCUAUGGGCAUGCAGCAGUUUGUGCUCUCUAGCUUACUGAGCGGCAAACAUACAAGACAGAAUGUUUGUUUUUUUUGUUUUCAACCAUAUGUGUCCAUUCUCUGUUGAAAUUAAAACAUUCAACUUGA